AAGAAAGUUAAAACUAAACGAAUCUACAAAAUAAGCACGAGUGAAUGCAUGCCGAUUGAUGCGCGUUUUUUUCUGUUUCUGAGUGAAAUAUUGCAUUAAAUGUAAAUAAAACUAAUAAAAGAAGACAUAAAAAUGCCUAUAAACCCUAUAAACGAAUUAAAAAGAAGAUUGGUUGACGACACGACACCUUUGCCAAAGAGGUUAUGUCUUGCGAAAAACGUCAUCAUUUCCCACCAUUUCCCAACGACCGCGAAGGAACGCUUAGUGGCCGAGUGGCUUCAAACACUGACAGACGAAAAUAAGCUCUCCGGCGAAGAAUUAAGGAAUGUUAUCGGCUGGCUGAGUGGGGAUUUGACAAGGGAACUGAAGGUGAAGUUAGUUCAGGUGGUAUCGAAAUAUCUACAAAGAAAUCCGAUUCAAAAAGAUGACGUUCAAAGUAUACUAUCAUUCUUAGAUAAUGUACAGAUUUCUUCACAACUAAGCAUACAAGUGGAUGAUUAUCUUUACAUCACUGUAACACUACUACAGUACUUGAGAAGCGAAGAAAACUCCAAUUUCGAACUAAGUGACAAAAUUCUCAACAAUAUUAUCAAAUAUUACAAAGAUUCCAAGAAAAAAUACGAAUUUAUCAUCAAAUUUUUAAAUGGAAACAAUAUAGAGACUAUAUUUGAUUAUUUAAACACGCGCAUUCGUAAUACGGUCAUAGUAUUAUGUGGAAAUAUACUAUUUCCUUCAAAUAAGAAAUCUUUUUUCAUAACACUCCUUAAAACUUACAUAAGAACGGAUAAUAUUGAUAGUUUGAUUGCCGAAAAGGGGGACAAUAUACAAUCGGUGUUAAAAAUUAUGAAUCUACUUUUCGCUUUUCCUAAAGGAAGAACUAAUAAUGAUCCCAAAUAUCUAAAAGAUUUUAUAGAUAUGUUCGUUAGUUGUUUUAAAAAGGAAAGUCAAUUAAUAUUCGCCUUUUAUAUAAUGGUUUGUCAUAGCUUACAAAUGGAUCAACAUUAUUUGAUACCAACUACUGUUAUGACUCCGAUACAUUUUGAUGAAAACACUGAGAAAGUUAAGAGAUAUUUGUUUUUAAACAUGUUGGAGAUAUUGGUGAACAAUGAAAUUAAUAUAGAUAUAAGAUUAACUGAUACAUUGGGCGAAAAGAUAUCAAAAGUUGAAACAAAAAAGACUUUUCUUUUAUUUCUACAAGCGACCAUGAUGGGACAGUUAAAAUUGGAGGGAAAACCUGACAAAACUACCAUACAGAUUAUACAUACAGCUUUACAAUUAGACCCUACGUUAGUCGAGAACAAAAUUAAAGAAAUUCUACCACCAAUAAUGUCGGCAAAGAAAAAUAAUAACGUAAUGGAAAGUUACAUAAAAAUGGUGAAUUUUUUAUUGGAUAUAUUUUUUAAAUUGAGCAGAGGUAUUCCAUUUUUGAAUAAAAUUCUACCAUUGAUAAAAUUGGAUUUGGAAGCGAGCAACACUGAGCAAUUUGAAUUAAGAACGAAGGUAAAGGAACUGGCUGGUGAUAGCAAAGAUUAUGAGAAGACAAAUAAUAAAUUGAUCACAUGGAAAGAUAUAUUUCCUGUAGAAUGUGUAGAAAUGUAUGGAAAACUAACUGCAGAUCUAAUGUUUCGACAAAAUAAAGAAUUAUUAUUUUUACUGCAGAAAGAUUUUCAGGAUUAUUGCUUGGAGCCACUGGAAGACGAAGUUUUAAAUCCGUCAACGUUAGUCUUGACAGAUCUAUUGGCGGCCAUUUUGUCGACGUUCCUUCACUACAACAAAAUGGCUGACCACACCGUGCCUCUGAACAUUGCUGAAGAGUUUUGGGCGUCAUUCGAAGAUUUCGAAGGUGUAUUGAAGAGGUUUGGCGAUUGUGUUGUGAAACACAGUUAUGAACCAUGUUUACUUCUCUCAUUUCUAAAACUUUCCUACAAUUUCUCCCAAUUAAAACUACUAAAUAUUACGUAUAGCAACACCAAAGUGAACUUGCCUGAGGUGAGCAACACUGAAGUGUUUGAUUUUAAUUUGUUACUUCCGUUUUUUGAUGGAGAACAAUGGAGGAAUAUUUGCUCUUCAGUGAAUGAUGCUGAAGCUGUUGAAAUAUUGGAUAAAUUGGUGCUCACUAAAAUAAAAGCGACAGAAAUACUUAGCGAAACCAUUGACGUUGAAUAUAUAGUGUCUGCUAAAAUCCAUCUAAUAAAACAAAUAGCAACGAAACCGCAGAGCUUAAAUAUUGCUAAAAAUUACUUAAACAAUGUACUAUUUUACAAUUUAGACAAGAAUCUGCUAAAACAACUGUCAAAAUGUUUAGUCAAACUUUAUUUGAGCAAUCCAGACGAAAGUCUGUUUAAAAAUGAUACUAUUAUCUAUAACAGGGAUGUUCUAAAUGCACUUGUGUUGGAAACUUGUAGAAAUAUCACUAAAUGCUUAGUAAAUACAGAUGAAUUAACUAAAUCUUUAAGUAAACUUGAUUUUGAUUUAGCCGAAUUUGCUAAAGAACGUGAUAUGAAGGAUUAUUUUGAAAAUAUUUCAAAAAAUGACGACGAUUCUACUAUAACUAAUUGUGUUGAGAUCCUAAAGCAACUGCAAAUCUACUAUUUGGAGGAAAAAUACCAAUUAGUGGCAAUAUUUGUGUUGCUAUCCUUGAAGAAGUGUUGCCAGAAAAAAAUUAGACGGAAUAUUGAUAAUAUAUUGCACAAUAUAUUCGAAUUGAGUUCGCAAGCUCCAGAUCUAUAUAAAAUAUUUCCAAUACAAUACAUAUUUUCAUUCGAAGACAAAACACUAUUAAAUUUGUUGACGUUAAAGAAUAAAACUUCAAAUCAUUCGCUUAUAAUUAAAAGCAUUUUGGAAUCUGCAGUGAAAAGGGUUCGCUCGGAUAGUAGCUUGGUUAUAAAUAUUGUUGAAUUGUUAUUGCAAAACCACGAUUUAAAUGGAAAUAAAGCUGCGAAUAUAGAAUACUUCAGCGACACAGCUUUUCAAAUCAGUUGCAUUAUACUACCGUUGAUUGCCAAGCAAAAAAAGGUCUUAACGUCAAGCGCGUACAGAUCAGUUUUGGCAGAUCUACAAGAGAAAUUGCACAAAUCUAUGUUAGAAGCAUUUAAAAAUAUCAAUUUUAAAGAUAGUAGUUUAUUGAAUGAGAGCACUGGCAAUGUCGACGAAAGCAUGGUAGUUUCUGAGAGUGAAAUGGCAAUACUGAAUGCAAUGGCAGCGUAUUCGCUGACUUUAUCAAAAUAUUGUGAAACAACGGAUGGUGAAGAAAUAAAAAAAUUAGAUUGUCUAUGGUCAGGAUUGGAAUACUUUGUACAAAACGCUAUCCAUUCGAUACAAAAACCGGAAACUAAACCUCAACAUCUCGAAACAUCGAUACAACUUUUGAACAUAACACUGCGUCACUUAAAAAAACUCGAAUCACACUACAUCUUCGAAACUAAAGACAAAGUCCUUCUACAAAUAUGGCAGAGCUUGAAGUCUAGAUUGUUUAUGGUGCAGGAGAGUGGUAACAAGUGCUGUUUGGAAGAUAUAGGCGUGACCGUUAAGUUUUUAUGCGAACAUAGUGAUGUGGAUUGUUUUGUUAAUAAUUUUGUUGGUGAUUUGACAAAUUUGACUGUUUUAGAGAAACCACAAAUAAAGAAGAAGGAAGAUAUCCACAAAAUUCCUACUUCGCUCAAAGUGUCCCAAUAUCUAUGGUCCAAUUGUCUUAAAGCUAACAUUACUGGGCCAAAAUGCGUGUCAAUGGCGAAAUCAAUCUACCAAACGUGCAAAAGCGCCAAAACUUUCAUAUGGCAACACUAUGAAAACUACCAAUAUGGCGUCGUGAUUAGGCGGAAGAAAAAGAAAAUGGCGGCCGAAUUGAAAGACCAAGAGGAAGUUAGUGUAGUGAAAAUUGAUGAUUAUACUUGUGGAUUGGUUAAAGUGUAUUUGGAUAUAUUAAUGGAAGGAAUAUUGGCUGCUAAAAAGAUCACCCUUGACUACAAAUUCCUUGACACCAUAUUUGAGCUCCAACAUCAGCUGCACGUGAUUUUGGGCUUUAACACUAACAUUGUAAUGUGCGAGGUCUCUUGGCAGGCGUUCUUCAGACUAUGUCAAGGCAGCAUUGGUAUUCUAAACAGCCUUCUUGUCGCUAGAGAGGAACUUUUGGAAGACAGAUGGCCCUGUUACAUGCAGUGCUAUAGAGCAUUAGUCCGUUGUCUAUGCGAGAAGUCUAUAGAUGCGCCACCAGAUAGAACCAUAGAGGGGCGUAUUGCAGAAACCGCACACAAUAUUGAGAAGUUAACCCAAUCAAUAUCAAAGCGAAAAGUCCACAUAUCCCGCAUCGCCUCGUACACAGUUGCCGACAUAUGUUCUACGAUCGAGCGAACAGCGCCAUCUAGGAUUCUUCGACAGCAUAUAGAAAACUCUGUAUCUUUAUUGAUACAAGUAUCUGACACUACAUAUUCUGUGGCGUUUUUGCGCAGGGCAUUAGCCGGUACGCCCGGGCACAUGACCUUGACUAAUUUGUAUACUAUGUAUAAACGAUAUCAUAAGUAUACCGGUAACGCUUAGAUUUUUCGAAUACUUUACAAAAAGAUCUUUGUGACAACAGUAAAAGCUUUUGUCAAAAAUGAUAUUUUUGUAAAAAAAAGUUAUUCCUUUUUCAACGCUAACACAACAAAACGCGAGUGUAGACAAUUUCGCUACACGAGUCUUGUAACUGUGUCUUGAAUUUUACAUCAAUUAAGUAAUAGUUAAAGUUUGGUAUUACAAUUUAAAUAAAACUAUAAAAUCUAAAA
Plodia interpunctella (Indianmeal moth) is the source of this 4763-nucleotide messenger RNA. RefSeq lists its product as uncharacterized. NCBI's taxonomy places the organism in Eukaryota, Metazoa, Arthropoda, Insecta, Lepidoptera, Pyralidae. The transcript is spliced from 11 exons. Bases 133 to 4536 code for a protein of 1467 amino acids. The record is from RefSeq and is a predicted model, not a curated record.